Gallus gallus (chicken) is the source of this 3460-nucleotide messenger RNA. It is a transcript of the gene TM9SF3, whose product is annotated as transmembrane 9 superfamily member 3. Gene Ontology annotation, biological process: protein localization to membrane. The transcript is spliced from 15 exons. NCBI's taxonomy places the organism in Eukaryota, Metazoa, Chordata, Aves, Galliformes, Phasianidae. The coding region runs from base 9 to 1883 and encodes 624 amino acids. Gene Ontology annotation, cellular component: membrane. The record is from RefSeq and is a predicted model, not a curated record.
GCGGCCGGAUGACGUGGCCGGGCGGACCGGAAGUGGCGUCGCAGGUCGGCGUUAGUGGCGGGGCGCGGGCCGGCUCCGCGGCGGGGCCUGCUGCGUGCGCGGGGACGCGGAGGCCCGAGAUGGCGGCGCCCGGGCUGUUGCUGCUCCGCGCGGCCGCCGCGCUGCUUCUCCUCUGCCUGCCGCCGCGCGCCCGCGCCGACGAGCACGAGCACACGUACCAAGAUAAAGAGGAAGUUGUUUUAUGGAUGAAUACAGUAGGACCCUAUCACAAUCGCCAAGAAACAUACAAAUAUUUCUCUCUUCCUUUCUGCGUGGGAUCAAAAAAAAGCAUCAGCCAUUACCACGAAACCCUAGGAGAAGCACUUCAAGGAGUUGAAUUGGAAUUUAGUGGUCUUGACAUCAAAUUCAAAGACGAUGUAAUGCAGACUACUUACUGUGAAAUUGACUUGGACAAAGGAAGAAGAGAAGCCUUUGUGUAUGCUAUCAAAAAUCACUAUUGGUACCAGAUGUAUAUUGAUGACUUGCCAAUAUGGGGCAUUGUUGGAGAAGCAGAUGAAAAUGGGGAAGACUAUUACCUUUGGACUUACAAAAAACUUGAAAUUGGUUACAAUACAAAUAGAAUUGUGGAUGUCAAUCUUACCAGCGAAGGAAAGGUGAAACUGGUACCAAAUACAAAAAUCCAGAUGUCAUAUUCUGUGAAGUGGAAGAAGUCAGAUGUGAAAUUUGAAGACCGAUUUGACAAGUACCUUGACCCAUCUUUCUUUCAGCACAGAAUUCACUGGUUUUCAAUUUUCAAUUCUUUCAUGAUGGUGAUCUUUCUGGUUGGCCUAGUGUCUAUGAUAUUAAUGAGAACUUUGCGAAAAGAUUAUGCAAGAUACAGCAAGGAGGAAGAAAUGGACGAUAUGGACAGAGAUCUAGGUGAUGAGUAUGGAUGGAAGCAGGUCCAUGGAGAUGUUUUUAGACCAUCCAGUCAUCCUCUCAUAUUCUCAUCACUUAUUGGCUCUGGGUGUCAGAUUUUUGCUGUGUCUCUUAUAGUCAUUGUUGUUGCAAUGAUAGAAGAUUUAUACACAGAGAGAGGAUCAAUGCUUAGUACAGCUAUAUUUGUUUAUGCUGCAACAUCCCCAGUGAAUGGAUAUUUUGGAGGAAGUCUUUAUGCUAGACAAGGAGGAAGGCGGUGGAUAAAACAGAUGUUCAUUGGAGCUUUCCUUAUUCCGGCAAUGGUGUGUGGAACUGCCUUCUUUAUUAACUUCAUUGCCAUCUAUUACCAUGCUUCAAGAGCUAUACCGUUUGGAACCAUGGUGGCAGUAUGUUGUAUUUGUUUCUUUGUCAUUCUUCCACUGAACCUCGUUGGUACGAUUCUUGGCCGAAAUCUGUCAGGACAGCCCAAUUUUCCAUGCCGUGUCAAUGCAGUGCCUCGUCCCAUACCAGAAAAAAAAUGGUUCAUGGAACCAGCUGUUAUUGUUUGCCUAGGUGGAAUCCUCCCCUUUGGAUCAAUUUUUAUUGAAAUGUAUUUCAUUUUUACUUCAUUCUGGGCUUACAAGAUCUACUAUGUUUAUGGCUUUAUGAUGUUGGUUCUGGUUAUCCUCUGCAUUGUGACAGUUUGUGUGACUAUCGUUUGUACAUAUUUCCUGCUAAACGCAGAGGAUUACAGGUGGCAAUGGACAAGCUUUCUUUCUGCCGCAUCAACUGCGAUAUAUGUUUACAUGUACUCCUUUUACUACUACUUUUUCAAGACAAAGAUGUAUGGCUUGUUUCAAACAUCAUUUUACUUUGGUUAUAUGGCAGUAUUUAGCACAGCUUUGGGAAUAAUGUGUGGAGCUAUUGGUUACAUGGGAACAAGUGCCUUUGUUCGAAAAAUCUACACUAAUGUGAAAAUUGAUUAAGGAAAUAAGAAAAUUGAACUAUGGAUCAGUUCCUGUUUUCAGGGGGAUGAACUUGCACAACAAAAAGCGCGAGAAGAGAUUUGGGUUUUAACACUGGGCACUGUAUGGGUCUCCAUUUUGUGGAUGGCUUAAAGUAACAUCUAUUUCAUUGAUCCUAGGUUCUUAAUGACUGCUUUCUCCAACUGUUCACAGCAAAUGCUUGGAUUAUAUGCAGUAGGCAUUACUACAGUACGUGGCUAAUCUUCCCAAAAAACAAACAAACAAACAAGACCCCAGCGCAUUUAAGAUGAAUAGACUAGCUCUCUUCAGUGAAGAGGACAAACGGUUUAUUUAAAGCAUUUGUUCCAUUCAAUAAGAAGGGGGAAGCUUGGCUGCUAAAACUACUUGAUCAGUAGUCUUCCUGGUACUUAACAUUUCGAACGUAUGCGAAAAUGCUGUUCCAGAAAGAUUACUUUUCUGAUUUUUACUGCCAUUGCCAGGGUAGGAGGUAUCUUUUAUAUUCUGAAUCCGGGUGCUUUUGGUUUAUUUGCGUUAUCAACUAUGCCCUACAUUCGUUAAAAAAUAAUUUAAAAAUAUAUAAAAGAACCCACAUGCAUGUAAUAUAUCAGCUCUCGUUCUAGUUGGACCAACUUCCCUUUAUUUAUCUUGAAAGUAAUAUCCAGCUAUAUCUUAAAUCCAUCCAAAGAAAAUAGAGUUUGAAGACGGACGUGUUCUCUGCAAUGCAGUUUACUGUACAGUUAGAAAGCAAAAUGUUAAAUGAAGAGGAUUGUUUGUUUUUUAAUAAACACUCUGAGGUCUAGAUUAAAACAAAACCAACAUUUUAACUGAAUGUCUAAAGUGAUUCUCCUUUUUUUUUUUUUCCCAAGUUAUUCUUGCUUUUUUGGGGGGGGUUUGAAUGAAGAUUUUCCUUUAGACAUUAUACAAGGGGUAAUAAGUGUAUAUAACAUUAAAUAAUGUAACUUAGGUGUAGAUCCCAAAUGUAUUUGGAUGUACAGAUUUACUACAGAGUACUUUUCUGAUGAUUCGGUGUAAAAAUGUGUGAAUUUGGGUGGCUUUUUACAUCUUGCCUGCCAUUGCAUGAAAAGUUGGGUUUUCUUCACAAUGUGUGUAUGUCAUGCUUUUCUGUUCUUUCCUUUCUCAAGCUCUUACAGGAAUUAAAUUUGUAAUUUAGAACAUUUUAAUUUUUGUUAAUCCUAUCUGGACACUCGUGUAACAUCAGAAGCACAGCUGCUUUACAGUGUUCAGAAAACUAAAAUAAACUUUUCAGACAAAAAUGUUCUGAUUGUGAAAAUAGAUGAGUUUACAGCCGAAAAUGUUUGAAAAGGCAGCGAAUGCCUGUUUCUGUAUAUGACCUCAGUAUGUUUUUCAAGUGUCAAAACUCCACACAUUGAAUGCAGAAUUUCCUUACAACUGUGUUGUACGAUACAGCUCCGUAGUGGCUGGGCAGCAGCAUGGAAUUCUUCUUGGCUGAACUGUCUGUGGGGGGAAUCUGUUCUGUGCUGGAGCUGCUAUACUGAGAAAAAAUGGGGUAAGCACGGGCUAAAAUGAAUGGGCAAAUAAAGGUUGAGUCUUUCUAA